AUGAGAGAAAAUUGGCCGUUUCUGAGUUGGCUGCGCCCUGGCCUAAUUAAUACCGAAGAAUAUAGCGUACGCGUUAGUUACCUGGAGCUGUAUAAUGAGGAACUAUAUGAUCUUCUUGCUCCUACAUCAGACGACCGAGAGAGGCUGAGAAUUUUUGAUGAUUCAUCUAGAAAGGGCGCUGUCGUUAUAUCGGGUGCUGAAGAACUUCCCGUAAGAGAUCGCUCCGAAGUUUAUCGUCUCCUGAGAAGAGGGGCUGAGAAAAGAACCACUGCCGCUACACUUAUGAAUAUGAACUCAAGUCGCUCACAUUCUAUCUUUACCGUUAGUGUCGUGAUCAGAGAGAAUACUGCUAGUGGCGAGGAGCUUGUCAAGCAAGGGAAACUGAAUCUAGUGGACCUCGCUGGAUCAGAACAUAUCGGAAGAUCAGGUGCGGAAGGGAAACGAGCCAAAGAAGCAGGCAAUAUCAAUCAAUCCCUGCUUACGCUAGGAAGAGUCAUAACAGCACUGACGACAUCAGCUCCGCACGUUCCGUACCGAGAAUCUAAACUGACGCGCCUAUUACAAGACAGCUUGGGUGGAGCUACGAUCACAUCUAUCAUUGCAACUCUUUCACCUGCUUCAACAAACUAUGAGGCACAUCAUUUUCAUCCCUUUGAGUGGAUCAUUUUACAAAUACUUCGUUUUUGA
Molecule: messenger RNA, 687 nt
Organism: Strongylus vulgaris
Lineage: Eukaryota; Metazoa; Nematoda; Chromadorea; Rhabditida; Strongylidae
Source: the annotation of a GenBank genome assembly